AUGUGCCAACACUGCCUCCGCCACAAUGAGGUAUGCAGGACGCGGCUUCAUUCUCACUACCUUUGCUACCCGCCCGCCCCCCUCUCUCUCUCUCUCCCAUCCCCCUCCUUCCAUUCUCUCGCUCUCCACGCACACAGUGCAGCAUCAGCCUUGUUGAAGCACCUGGUGUCGUCAGCGCGUUUACAGCCCGACCACCCGGGUGUGCGUGUGCUUGGGAUGCAGUGUAGAGUCAUACCAUACAUGAGGCGAGCCAUAGCGGCAUCCGCGGUGCUUCUCCCUUUUGUGUCGUUGCAUGGUCACCAAGGUCGCUCCUAUAGCUCGCCAGGGUACACUGUGUACACCAACGGUACACCUGAUCCGCGAUCGCCGGGGCUGCUGCCUUGGUCAGCGGCACUUUCCCAUCACAUCCCGUCAGAGGACACGCCGUACGGCGGUGGCAGCCGUGCGGCCACACAUGCGGACGACAGCGGCGAGUCGCGUGAUGGAGAGGGCCUUACAGAGGCGGACCUCAAUCCACCGCAGAUGCCCUCCCCGCAGCAGUACGAAAAUUAUGGUGAGUACCUCAACGCCUAUGACCAGUACUUGAAGGACACAACGCAGUUCUUGGCCUCGGCGCGCGCCUUUCUGCAGAAGCAACUGCGCCACCUCCGCCACGCACACGCCGGCCUCGCCGAGGCGGUGCGCCGGGAGUAUUUCUGGACGUUUGUUCCCUUUAUCUGCGCCCUCUGUGUGCAUGUGGUAGACUCGCAGCAUCACGUGAACGCCCGAAUCACCCGCGAGCGUCUCAAGCAGCGGGCCAAGGAGCAUGUAAAGAACGUCAAGUGGGUUUCCGUGUAA
This is a messenger RNA of Leishmania mexicana MHOM/GT/2001/U1103, 837 nucleotides long. RefSeq lists its product as hypothetical. The transcript has a single exon. Lineage: Eukaryota; Euglenozoa; Kinetoplastea; Trypanosomatida; Trypanosomatidae. The coding region runs from base 1 to 837 and encodes 278 amino acids. The record is from RefSeq and is a predicted model, not a curated record.